This is a messenger RNA of Drosophila hydei, 3760 nucleotides long. It is a transcript of the gene Uba1, whose product is annotated as ubiquitin-like modifier-activating enzyme 1. Gene Ontology annotation, cellular component: cytoplasm; SUMO activating enzyme complex. NCBI's taxonomy places the organism in Eukaryota, Metazoa, Arthropoda, Insecta, Diptera, Drosophilidae. Bases 297 to 3317 code for a protein of 1006 amino acids. The record is from RefSeq and is a predicted model, not a curated record. Gene Ontology annotation, biological process: protein sumoylation. The transcript is spliced from 4 exons. Gene Ontology annotation, molecular function: SUMO activating enzyme activity.
ACGUGUGCGUAUCGUCGUCUACUUCUGACACGGGCGCACCGAAUACGUCAAAGCAUUCAGCUGCCGGUGGCGGGGACGUUAGUACAUCGUCAGCAUUGAAUAAGGAAAGUAGUAACAAUUGUGCGUUGUCCUCGUCCGCGGCGGAAACAAAUUUAUUGGAUACGGCAACAAUUGCGCGAACUGUCAGCUCAACAAACUCUGUUAGUUCCACCAAUAGCAAUACACAUAGCACCCAUACCACUACCACCAACACCAACAGCAGCAACAACAACAAUAACAGUAAUAACAGUGCAGUUAUGGCUGCCAACAACAGCAACAGCGGAGGAGACAUCGAUGAGUCGCUUUAUUCGCGCCAACUUUAUGUACUUGGACACGAUGCAAUGCGUCGCAUGGCCAAUUCGGACAUUUUAUUGUCCGGGUUGGGCGGCCUAGGUCUGGAGAUAGCAAAAAAUGUCAUUUUGGGUGGCGUUAAAUCGAUUACCCUCCAUGACACAGCAACUUGUACGCUUAACGACUUGGCCUCGCAAUUCUAUCUAACCGAGUCGGACAUUGGCAAGAAUCGUGCCGUGGCGUCCUGUGCCCAAUUGGCCGAACUAAAUAGCUAUGUGCGCACCCAUUCAUACACUGGCGCCCUCACGGAUGAGUUUCUCAGCCAGUUCCGUGUCAUCGUUCUGACCAACUCGGAUGCUGUCGAACAGCAGCGGAUUGGCUACUUUGCCCAUGCCAAUAAUAUUGCUCUCAUCAUCGCAGAGACACGUGGAUUGUUUGCCAAGGUCUUCUGUGACUUUGGCGAUAAGUUCACCAUUUAUGAUCAGGAUGGUGCCCAGCCAGUUUCCACAAUGAUAGCGAGCAUUACACACGAUGCACAGGGCGUAGUCACCUGUUUGGAUGAGACUCGCCAUGGCUUCAAUGAUGGCGACUAUGUCACUUUCUCGGAGGUGCAGGGCAUGCAGGAGCUAAACGGCUGCCAGCCCAUCAAGAUCAAUGUACUGGGACCGUAUACCUUCAGCAUCGGGGACACCAGUCAAUUUGAGGCAUAUAAGUCAGGAGGUGUGGCCACACAAGUGAAGAUGCCCAAGACAAUUAGCUUCAAGUCUUUGGCCGAGGCCGAUAAGGAACCGGAGUUCUUGAUCUCUGAUUUUGCUAAGUUGGACGCACCCGCCACUUUACAUGUGGCGUUUAAAGCUCUUGGCUGCUAUAUAAAUGCAAAUCGCACCUUGCCGCGUCCUUGGAACAAUGAAGAUGCCCAACAAUUUUUGCAGAUCUGCCAGGAAAUAAAGAGUGAUGUGGAUGAGCAGCUAGUGCUGCAGUUUGCUAAGAUCUGUGCGGGUAACACGUGCCCCUUGGAUGCAGCAAUUGGUGGCAUUGUCGCCCAGGAGGUGCUUAAGGCAUGCAGUGGCAAAUUUACACCUAUCUUUCAAUGGUUCUACUAUGAUGCGCUCGAGUGCCUGCCGGCCGAGCCAGUUACCGAGGCAGAUGCCCAGCCGUUAGGCACACGCUAUGAUGCACAGAUUGCCAUAUUUGGAAGGAAGUUCCAGGAUCAGCUCGCCGAUGCGAAAUGGUUUAUUGUCGGCGCUGGCGCCAUUGGCUGUGAGCUGCUCAAGAACUUUGGCAUGCUUGGCCUGGGCGUUGGCAAUGGUCAGAUCUUUGUCACCGACAUGGAUCUCAUUGAGAAAUCGAAUCUGAAUCGCCAGUUUCUGUUCCGUCCGCACGAUGUGCAGAAGGCCAAGGCAUUAACAGCUGCCGAUGCCAUCAAACGUAUGAAUCCCGAUGUCAAAGUUACUGCUUAUGAGUUACGUGUGGGCGCUGAAACGGAGAAGGUCUUCUCCGAGGACUUCUUUGGCAAGCUCCAUGGUGUGGCCAAUGCGCUGGAUAAUGUCGAUGCACGCAUUUAUAUGGAUCGCAAGUGCAUCUUUAAUCGCAUACCGCUGGUCGAGACAGGCACCUUGGGCACCAUGGGCAACGUGCAAGUGAUUGUGCCAUUCGCCACCGAAUCGUAUAGCUCCUCACAGGAUCCCCCAGAGAAGAGCAUACCAAUUUGUACGCUGAAGAACUUUCCCAAUGCUAUUGAGCAUACGCUGCAAUGGGCACGCGACUCAUUCGAAGGUGUCUUCAAGCAGAACGCCGAGAAUGCUGCACAAUAUAUCUCCGAUCCUCAGUUCACUGAGCGCAUUCUCAAAUUGCCUGGCAUACAGCCACUGGAGAUUCUGGAGUCUAUUAAGAAAGCAUUGCUUGAUGACAAACCGAAGAGCUUUGCCGACUGCGUGGAAUGGGCUCGUUUCCAUUGGGAAGAUCAAUAUGCCAAUCAAAUCAAACAAUUGCUCUUCAAUUUCCCACCCGAGCAAGUGACAUCGAGUGGCCAACCUUUCUGGUCUGGCCCUAAACGCUGUCCCGAACCACUUGUUUUCGAUGUGAACGAACCGAUGCACCUGGAUUAUAUCUACGCGGGGGCUAAUUUGCGCGCCGAAGUCUAUGGAAUACCCCAAGUGCGUGAUCGCCAGAAGAUUGCUGAGCUGGUGCAGCAGGUUAAGGUGCCCGAAUUUAAGCCACGCUCUGGUGUGAAGAUCGAGACAAAUGAGGCCGCUGCCGCUGCAGCUGCCAACAAUUUCGAUGAUGGCGAAGUGGAUCAGGACCGUGUGGAUAAGAUCUUAACGGAGCUGUUGAAGAAUGCAGACAAGAGCUCAAAGAUAACGCCGCUGGAGUUCGAGAAAGACGACGAUAACAAUCUGCACAUGGACUUCAUUGUGGCCUGCUCCAAUUUGCGCGCAACAAACUAUAAAAUCCCACCGGCCGAUCGUCAUAAGUCGAAGCUAAUUGCCGGCAAGAUUAUACCGGCCAUAGCCACCACUACCUCUGUGCUAUCCGGACUGGCAGUGCUGGAGGUGAUCAAGCUAAUAGCCGGUCAUCGUGAUUUGCCCAAGUUUAAGAAUGCAUUUGCCAAUUUGGCUUUGCCAUUCCUAGCCUUCUCCGAGCCGCUGCCGGCGGCCAAGAACAAGUACUACGAAAAGGAAUGGACAUUGUGGGAUCGCUUCGAGGUCACUGGGGAGUUGUCGCUGCAAGAGUUCCUCAACUAUUUUGAUGAGAAGGAGAAAUUGAAGAUAACCAUGCUGUCACAGGGCGUUUCAAUGCUCUAUUCAUUCUUUAUGCCCAAGGCUAAGUGCGCCGAGCGCCUGCCCCUGCCUAUGUCCGAGGUGGUGCGUCGUGUAUCGAAACGACGCAUCGAACCAUAUGAACGUUCCCUGGUAUUCGAGAUAUGCUGCAACGAUAUCGAGGGCGAGGACGUGGAGGUGCCCUAUGUACGUUACACGCUGCCCUAAGGCAAGCUAAUACCCCUCACCUACACUAAUCUUAAUUGUAACAGUUAAAUUAUUAUUUAAAAAAAAUCAAGAGAGAAAAAUUUUUUGGAGUUGUGCGCCAUACAGAUUUUUACGGUAUGUAGUAGGUUUGCAUUUUAAAAAAAGAUAAACCGGAACAAACACACACAAACGAGAAAAAGGAUAACACACAUCUCCCCCGCACACAACACCCAGACACACACACGAACACAACUAAUCGAUAUAGAAAUUAUAUAUUAUAUAUGUAUGUGUAAUCCUAUAAGGAAAUGGCAAAUAUUGAAUUCGCGUUACACGAAAAAAUACAAAGACUCGACUUACAAACAAAAACUUAUGAAAAAAGAAAGAAAAACGAAACAAUAAAAAUUUUAAAUUGUCUGCUCAUAGGUUAAAAAUCUCUUAAACAUGCAGCACUUUUCGUUUUCUUU